CGGAUUAAUUUCUGAUGAUUAUUACAAGAUAUAUACUUUGUGAAAUAUAUUUUUCUAAGAAAUGGACUGCAGUUUUCAUAUUGACUGUGUUGUUCUUUCAAAUACUAUCAAUUUUUCUGUAUCAUAAUUACACAACCAACAAUUCAGUGGAAGAGGAAUUUUUCAGCAGUGAUGUUUUGUUUCACAUGAACAUGUUGAACAUAUGUACGAAGUCGGAACAAAAGUGGCUUCAAUGUGUUGAUCAAUUGAAUGAUUUAAGAAUGACAAAUUAUGUAAAAUUGUCUGGAUUCCAUCCAUCAGUUCGUCUGUUUCACACGCCGUUAAACUACGGACUUCUUGAUAUACAAAUUCCAUUUACAAUAAAUAGUGAGAAUCAUAUGAAUGAUAUUUUGAAUGAACGUUAUGUUUUGUCGGAUAGUAGUGAUGUAAUUCCAAUGUCUGAUGUGAAGUCAAGUGUGAAAAUGAGAAAGCGCAAUGUGCAUCAUCCGAAGUAUUUCAAUGUGAAAGAAGCACUUCAUGCUAUUGAAGUAGGAUUAUCUAAUGACGCGAUGCCGGUUAAUGGAGGACCGAUCAUUGUUUUACAACUACCAACGAGUGCUUGCAGUCCCACCAAACCACCAGAAAGUCUGGAUCUCAUAGUAAUAGUGAAGUCGUGUAUUUAUUGCUUCGACAAGCGAUCGUACGCUCGAGACACCUACAUGAAAUCACACCUGUGGAGAGAUUUCCGAAUUCGAUUUGUUUUCGUUGUUGGACUUCCGACCCCAAAUGAAACGGAUAUGUAUCAUUUCGAUGGAGUCACUGUGAACCUUGGUCGGAACGCUUUUGGACUCUCCAAACUUUACGAGAGCUCACGAUGGAUUGCUGCUAAGAAGCUGAAUGACGAGAGUGGAAAAUUCAAUGACAUGUUGGUCGGUUCAUUUCAUGAUACGUAUUUCAACUUGACGUCCAAGAUGAUAUUGUCAUAUCGAUGGACUGCUACAUUUUGUAAGGGACAAACACCAUUGUAUCUGUUCGUUGAUGACGAUUAUGCACUACUGCCUGAGAACAUGAUUCGACUUGUCAGGCGUCUGAAUGCUUCUGUUUCGAGAUCGACCGUUGGAGGUUUGGUGCAUUUUACGAGUGUAGUGGCAAGACCAUCAAAGGAGAAGUUUGAUUUGAAAUGGUCGGUUUCAGUGAAUGAAUACCCGUGGGAUUACUAUCCACCUUACUUCUAUGGAAUAGGUUAUUUAUUGGGUUCAGAUAUUGUCAGUAAUGCUUCUGUGGCUAUGGCAUUCACACAAAGCAUUCGUAUAGAUGACUCGUUUUUAGGAAUUGUGUUGAGUCGAUUAAACAGGACACUGACUAAUAUGAACGAGUUUUCGUUGGAUGAAUCAAUACCGAAAAAUAAAUCUUGUCUAGUCAUUAUCGAUAUAGAUAUUGCGGAUGAUGUUAUUAAUUGGAAAACUGGGGACAUUAUGAACUAUUAA
Molecule: messenger RNA, 1466 nt
Organism: Schistosoma spindalis
Lineage: Eukaryota; Metazoa; Platyhelminthes; Trematoda; Strigeidida; Schistosomatidae
Source: the annotation of a GenBank genome assembly